Messenger RNA from Medioppia subpectinata, 316 nucleotides. The record is from the annotation of a GenBank genome assembly. NCBI's taxonomy places the organism in Eukaryota, Metazoa, Arthropoda, Arachnida, Sarcoptiformes, Oppiidae.
AUAAGGCCGUAAUUGAGUGCAUAUAUAAAGUAAAGGAGUGACGACUCGUCACUGACGAGUGUUACAAAGCAUUUGAGACUUCCUUUUCCUCUCACUAUUCAAGCAUUCAUUCAAACAUUCAUUUUGUCUGAAAUCAGUCAACAAAUUGAGACCAACUUUUGACCGAAAUCUAAGUCUAGUUUUCGGAUCCGAUAUGAGAGCAAAGGCGGAAGAAGCGUAUGAGGAGAUUGAAGCGGAAGAGAAGGAAGAUGAGGGAGAGGUCCAAAUAGACGGCACCCGAAGACAUCGGCGGAUCAAUUGGCAAAGCGACCACUGA